AAUAGCGUAUAGGAUGGUGGCUUCGGAGCUUCUGGCUUUCGGUAAUCAAACACCACUCAAGUUCCAAGUGGUUAGCUGCGCAAGUUUGUCACAAGUGUCAAAAGCGAGCGAGUGGUAUUUCUAAAAUUGUUCAAAGAAACUUCAGACCAUCGCACAGUUAGUGCGGGAGUUUACGCUGUAUCGAUGACAACCUAGUGUAAGCUUCCAGUGUCCAUUCGCUCCUGCUUCACGAUACGUACGAGGAACUUUCUACAAAUCCAAAGUUGUUUCUACAAAUCCGUAUAUUUUCUUAAAUAUAUAGGAUAAAUGCCAAGCAUCAAAGAUGAAUCGGACGGUGAAGGGGAGGAAAUGUCGCACGACAGUAAUGACAGUAAUCAGAGCUCUGUGUCGUGUGACAGUAGCGCAGAGCACACUGACAGCGAUGACUCGUCAGAAAUGGAUGAGGAUGAAUGUGAGCGGAGACGGAACGAGUGUAUGGAAAACUUGUUAGAUCUGGAGAGGCAGUUCACUCUUCUCAAGGAACAAUUAUACCGAGAAAGAAUCAUACAAGUGGACACGAAACUCGGGGAGGUCCGGGUGGGGAAGUCGGAAGAGUAUCUGAUACCGCUAGAGCGACUGAAGGAGAAUCUGAAGACGAAGACCGAAGUGGCCGGGAUUUUAAAGCAAUUUAGGUUGAACAAUAUUCUGAACAAGUUCUACGCUGAGGAGCAGGCCGCCCUGCAAAACUUCGAGAGUGAGAAGUCGAUAGUCUGGGACUGCAUACAUAACGACCUCCAGGAGAAGAUCCGCCGUUUGGAAGAGGACAAGAACAACGUGGACAUACACGCGGAUUUGUGGCUCAACACGACCAGCAAGCGACGGAGGAACCACACGGAGAGACGGCGCGCCGUGUCCGUCGCGGGCCCUUAUAUCGUCUACAUGCUCAAUGACACGGACAUAUUGGAGGACUGGGCGAUGAUAAAGAAGAGCCUGAGCAGCCGGAAAACGGAGAUAAUGUAACCUCCGGCGCGGAAUCGAGGAGCGCCGGAUCGGUGGCCGUCGUGACCAUUUUUGACUGGUUUCGACAACUGCACAGACAAAGGGUGAUUCCGGGAUCUCAUUCUACGCUCUUUUACUUUCGCGAUACAAUGAAAUUUGUACUUGACCAGGAUUAAGAUUCGUAUCGGCAUUCUCCCGAUGCUGAUCGAGCCUUGCAGCGGUCGGAGGCGCGCGUCCCGAACGAUCGCGAACCAGUCAGCGAGCAGCAGUCGCGAGAGAUUCGCGAAUUCCGAGAGAAUAUUAAGGCGAAUACACAAAUCGUGGCCGUCGACGUACAAGUCGGGCGACGGUUGUUGCCUGCCAUUCAAUCGCUUUAGUCACCUCUUGACAUUUUUUCUCGACAAAUCACUACAAAAUUUCACUACUCUCCAAAUGAGUCAAACUAUAGUCACCUUUUUUCCUGAGUUGCCGUUAAACUUGUAAAAUAUAGGCGUUCUAUGUGUAUAUAUAUUUUUUUGCCUUCUUAUCUGCUACCAAUUGCUCCGAAAGCGUGCUCGUGUAUCGUGCGCGUCCUUAGUCUUUCCUUGUUACGAACUUUCAAAUCGUACUAUGAAAAGAACUCGCUAUAUGUUAAAUUAUCCAAAAUUAAAGUUGGAGAAGUAAGAAUAAAUGUUACUUUUUUUCGAACGGUUUUGGUUACUCUCAGAAUUUGACAAAAUAUUGUCACUUCUGGUCACUUCUGGUAUUUUAAUAUUUAAGAGGUCACCUAUUCUGCUAAGAAUCAGUCAUUUUAUUUCACUUUAUUUUGCACCAGUGAAUGGAUGGCAGGAUGUUAUGCAUUGUAAAAAUUCUUGACGGCAAGCGAGUGCAUCUCCUUUCGAAUCAACACCAAAAGGGUUUAAUUUAUUGAUCGAUGAUUUAUUACCAAAGCGGAGAGCAAUAUGCUAUAAAUUUAACGAAAUACGGUUAACACGGUAAAUUUAUGGCGAAACAAUCGAGAAUUGGGUGUGGGUAUAAUGCUUCCGACGUCGAUGUUACAUACAAUCGUCCUUGACACGUGCGAAAAUUUCGCCCAGUUGGAAGUAGCGUGAAGGAACAGUAGAGACUUCGGAGAUAAGCACUUCCAACUGCGGCGUUCGUCACGGAUGCGAUGUCUGUACAGUGUGCCUUGGGGGGAAAAAAAGUAAAAUACUACGUUAGUUUACGCUAACGUAUUUCCGGUAUAUUGGAGUGAAGCAAUCACGAUUUAUUCCCGUCGCGGGAUUUCGACAAAUCCGAUUUAUCUCGAGAAUUGUCGGCACUGAAAACGAUAAUCGUGUCAGUCUGUCGUUACCGUAAAAAUGACUGAGAAUGACUGAAGAUUUCUGUUUCAUACGUAGUGCCAAGAAUUAAAUAUUUAUUGCGCGUGUGUGUUGAUCAGUUCGGGCGCAAUAGUUACACGAGAGACUGCACUUCGUUUUAUUAUAUUUCUUGUUAAAGCUCCCUCGUCCUCUGGGCGUACACUAGUCGUCCAAAGAGCAGGCUGGUUGACUGUAUUUUAUUUAGUCAGACCUGUCUCGUCCAACAUGGGAAAACAUGGCUCAAAAAACUUAUCAGUUGGAGCUUUAAUGAGAAAUAACCGAGAAUACAGUGUAAUUAUAGUGGACGCGAAUUUCGAUCGACACUUUGUUAACAUACAUUUUGUUAACACAUACAUAAAGAUAUUUCCGGAAGGUACUCACCCGUCUCUCCGUUGGAUUAUAUUCAUGGAAACUUUGAGUGUUUUCUGUUUAAUAUUCCGUUAUUCCUAAUGUGUAUAAAAAUUGUACAAUAUCAAUUGGGCAUAUUUCAUAUUUUUGAAUAAAGUUUGAAAAACAGCACAAGCUCUCACCCGA
Messenger RNA from Dinoponera quadriceps, 2852 nucleotides. RefSeq names its product breast cancer metastasis-suppressor 1-like protein (gene Brms1). Gene Ontology annotation, molecular function: histone deacetylase binding. The transcript has 3 exons. Gene Ontology annotation, biological process: negative regulation of transcription by RNA polymerase II. The record is from RefSeq and is a predicted model, not a curated record. Gene Ontology annotation, cellular component: Sin3-type complex. Lineage: Eukaryota; Metazoa; Arthropoda; Insecta; Hymenoptera; Formicidae. Bases 307 to 999 code for a protein of 230 amino acids.